AUGGCUGAUCUCAAUACCGAGGCAUUCAGGCAUGCACCACAUCCUCCAUUUGACACACUUGCAUUAUUAGGAUCUACUUGCUACCAAACUCUGCUGUCAAAGCUGAUAAGCAUUUGGGGCGUCACUGACAUCAUGCCCACCUUUCCGGCCAUCAGCCAGGUGCACCAAGAAUUACGCAAAACUGCCAUCCUGUUGUUGCAUCAGCAGGACAAUCCUGAUUUCCCCUCAUUUGCAAAUGACCUUCGCAAGUUUUGCACUAUUACCUUCCAGACUCCCUCUUUGUCACUGCUUCGGUGCUGUUUGCAUGGGUCGACUCCCACGAUCCUUGAUGUGAGUCUUGGGGUGGUCGCAAUGCAGAAGCAGCUCCAGCAAGAAGAACAGACAAUAUUCUUUCCAGGAGGAGCACAAUGUUUAUUGCAGGAGAGAAUGCUUCAAGCUCAGAUGGAAGUUUCUUUAUUUAGCAAUGCUAUUGCAAAUGCAUGUGAAGACCUAGAAGAUAGGUCCCACCCAGAUGAGCACACAGUUGGUCCAAAGAAGCCAGUCACAGUGAAGGCUGUUGAGGAUGUGGGAGCAUGCUUGGCGCCUAGCUUGGUCAGAUUGGGUUCCUUCUGCCCUUUGAAUAACAUCAUAGAGAAAUGCAAUGCAUGGCUCCUUGCAUUACCAUGUUUCCAAGGCGCUACAAAGGUUAUUGCCACCCAGACACUUGACUUCCCACAAACCCUGAAGCCCGAAUACCUCCCAAUUCCCCCAUGCCUCAACAAAAUGCAUAGCUUCAAGGCCAAGGAGUCCAAAAGUCUGGACGUGCUCAGGUCCAAGAUCCACAUCAUGGACCUAAAGAAGCACUGCACACAGACAGAAGUGAAUAUGCUGUCUGAAGCUAUAUCAUGCAUUGCUGAGUCCAAGGGCUCUGACUCAUCUGAUGUUUGCAGUACUUUUCUUCAUAUUCCUUUGACAUUGUAUUGGUAUCCUAAGUUAAUUCCCUGUACUUCGAUAAUGCUUCUACCUCUGAAUACCCUUCACAAUGUCAACAGUUCUGAUGAUUACAAGCUGGGUGCAAAAGCCACGGAACACGCUAGUUUAAUAGAGUCCUCAGAGGACAAUCGUGAGGAACUUGCACCAUUAGAAGAGGUAGAAGAGUUUGCCGCUAGAGGACAUGGAGAAGAUGUUGGAUGGUUAGUUAGAGGUUAG
Molecule: messenger RNA, 1188 nt
Organism: Suillus subalutaceus
Lineage: Eukaryota; Fungi; Basidiomycota; Agaricomycetes; Boletales; Suillaceae
Exons: 8
Coding region: 1-1188 (395 amino acids)
Source: RefSeq, a predicted model, not a curated record